Penicillium antarcticum is the source of this 258-nucleotide messenger RNA. RefSeq lists its product as uncharacterized. The record is from RefSeq and is a predicted model, not a curated record. The transcript is spliced from 2 exons. NCBI's taxonomy places the organism in Eukaryota, Fungi, Ascomycota, Eurotiomycetes, Eurotiales, Aspergillaceae. The coding region runs from base 1 to 258 and encodes 85 amino acids.
AUGUAUCGAUUCGAGGAUGUAAGUGCAGGCUUCCAUACAUUUCCUCAUGCCUCUCUGAUAGGCUACAAAAUGAAAGCAAUGAUACAAUACCGAAGCCAUCGAUCCUAUGUCUCUUGCUGCAAAAUACACCCAUAUUUGGUAAACCAUCAACCUUUUGUUGACGGCAAUGGGCGCAUGUGUCGACUGAUACUUAAUGCGAUGUUGCUUAAACUUGGGAGCUGCCUUAUCUGCUUGGGGAAAGAGAACCCGGCUGCUUGA